Danaus chrysippus (African queen) is the source of this 1005-nucleotide messenger RNA. The record is from the annotation of a GenBank genome assembly. Lineage: Eukaryota; Metazoa; Arthropoda; Insecta; Lepidoptera; Nymphalidae.
AUGGAAAAUAAAGAAGCGGGCGGCGGGGCGACUGAAUCCGGCGGUGGUGCGGGGGACAGCGGGUCGUGCGGCGCGGGGGGGAGGGCCACCGAGAUGGCUCAGCUGUACCAGAUACACCCGGGGGAGGUGCUCGGCUCGGGGCAGUUCGGGAUCGUGUACGGGGGGCUACACAGAGACACGCAGAGACCAGUCGCCAUUAAGGUGAUAGAUAAGCUCCGGUUCCCGACCAAGCAGGAGGCCCAGCUGAAGAAUGAAGUAGCCAUCCUACAGAACCUGUCGCACCCCGGGGUCGUUGACCUGGAGCGUAUGUUCGAGACGCCGGAGAGGAUCUUCGUGGUCAUGGAGAAGCUGAAGGGAGACAUGCUGGAGAUGAUACUGUCUCACGAGAGGGGCCGCCUCACGGAGAGGAUCACUAAGUUCCUGGUCGCACAGAUCCUGGUGGCCCUGAAGCAUCUCCACGAGAAGAACAUCGUCCACUGUGACCUGAAGCCGGAGAACGUGUUGCUCUCCUCACACGAGACCUUCCCGCAGGUCAAGCUGUGUGACUUCGGGUUCGCGCGCAUCAUAGGGGAGAAGUCAUUCAGGCGAUCAGUUGUGGGCACACCCGCGUACCUCGCCCCGGAGGUGCUCCGCAACAAGGGCUACAACCGCUCGCUGGACAUGUGGUCGGUGGGCGUGAUCGUGUACGUGUCGCUGUCCGGGACCUUCCCCUUCAACGAGGACGAGGACAUCCACGAGCAGAUACAGAACGCGGCCUUCAUGUACCCGCCCGCGCCCUGGAGGGAGAUCUCACCGCAAGGUAUGCCACGUGGACAGGGCGAUUGUACCAUCGACCUGAUCAACAACCUGCUGCAAGUGAAGCAACGCAAGCGGCUCUCGGUGGACAAGUGCGCGGCGCACUCGUGGCUUCAGACCCGCGAGGCCUGGGCCGACCUCCGCGCGCUGGAGGCCCGCGUCGGCACCCGGUACCUGACGCACCCCAGCGACGACCACCGCUAUCAGUGA